AUGGCACCCUCACAACCACUCACCCACCUCCUGGACACCCUGGUCCUCGCGACCCGCACCAUGGGCAACGACGUCCCCUCGCCCGUCGUGCGGCGGCAGGCGCCCGCGACGGUCACGGUCAUCAGCACGCAGGGCGGGAACGCGAACCAGCAGCUGUCGGGCGGGGAGAUCGCGGGCAUCGUGAUCGGGUCCAUCGCAGGCUUCCUGCUAAUUAUCUGGCUGAUCCGCUGGUCGUGCACGCAGCAGAGGGUGCCGGACGAGAAGCCGAGCUACUACCACCAGGAGGUGUCGCCGGGGAGGCACCGGAGCCGCAGUUACGGCCACCGCCACCACCACCACCAUCGCCACUCCAGGAGCAGGAGCCGCGGGCCGGACGUCAGGGUCGUCCACAGCCACACGAGCGCGCAUCCCGGCGGUCAUGCCGAGCCGGCCGAGCCGACGAGGGUGUAUUACGAGAAGCGAAGGCGGAGCCACAGUCGGUACUGA
Molecule: messenger RNA, 486 nt
Organism: Pyricularia oryzae 70-15
Lineage: Eukaryota; Fungi; Ascomycota; Sordariomycetes; Magnaporthales; Pyriculariaceae
Exons: 1
Coding region: 1-486 (161 amino acids)
Source: RefSeq, a predicted model, not a curated record